AAUAAAACCGGAACAAACAAAGACACGCAAACAGUAUGGAUCUCUCGUCGUCAAAGCUCAGGUGGAAAUGGAGCGGGUGUUAACUUUUAUUUCGAGUGUAUUUAUCGCCUCUGUGUUUCAGUAGAGAACGGUUUUUUAUACGGUAGAUAUUUUUUUUAAUUAAAAAAAAGUUGUUAUGAAGGGCUUCGUCACUGAUUUGAUAAGCCGGAGAAGGGGGGCAGGUAGCGGGACAAUCCCACUCCUCUGGCCGCUUCUGGUCGGGGGUCUCUGGGCAGCUGUGGUCGCCUACAAGCCGGUGAUCAUCGUGCACGGCUUGUUCGACAGCUCGGGAGAUUUUAAGAACCUGCAACGCUUCAUUAACGAGUCUCAUCCUGGAACAAACGUGACAGUGAUCGACUUGUUUGACCGGAGUGCGAGUCUGCAGCCGAUGUGGAAGCAAGUGGAGGGUUUCAAGGCCGCUAUUUAUCCUAUCAUGCAAAACUCUGCAGAGGGAGUCCAUUUUAUCUGCUACUCUCAAGGUGGGCUGGUUUGCAGGGGAAUCCUCUCCACCUUGCCCGAUCACAACGUGCACACGUUCAUUUCGCUGUCCUCCCCUCAGGCCGGACAAUACGGAGAUACCGACUACUUGAAGUAUCUUUUCCCUCAGUUUGUGAAGUCCAACCUGUACCACCUUUGUUAUACAGCCAUCGGCCAGAGGAUAUCCAUCUGCAACUAUUGGAAUGAUCCCCACCACAGGGACAUGUAUGUGAACAGCAGUGACUAUCUGGCGGUGCUCAACAGUGAAAGACUGAAUCCAAAUUCAACAGAAUGGAAGAAAAACUUCUUAAAAAUCGACAAGUUGGUGCUUGUAGGAGGACCAGACGACGGUGUCAUCACUCCCUGGCAGUCGAGUCAGUUUGGAUUCUUCAACGACAACGAGACCGUUGUUGAGAUGCAGAGUCAAGACAUUUACUUAAAGGAUGUCUUUGGUUUGAAAACCUUGGCGGCUCGUGGGGCUCUGAUCUUGUGUUCUGUUCCUGACGUCCAACACAUUUGGUGGCACUCCAAUGAGACUGUGUUUCACACUUGUAUGGAGAAGUGGCUGGUAUGAAACAAACGCACACACUAUCGUCUCGACCGCUUCAUCGGAUUCUGGCUUCCACCUGCAUAAUUUGAAACUGAAAUUGUUUGGAUCUAAUGGGGAAGCUGACAGUACUGUUUUUACUAGAGAUGUCCGAUAAUAUCUGCCGAUAAAUGCGUUAAAAUGUAAUAUCCAAAAUUAUCGGUAUCAUUUUUUUUAUUUACACUCAUUCCGACUCAUUCACACUUUUUCUUUCACACAAAAGGGUUGUUUCUUUCUAUUAAUAUUCUGGUUCCUACAAUGCUUAUCAAUAUAUAUCAAUACAGUCUGCAAGGGAUACAGUCCGUAAGCACACAUGAUUGUGCGUGCUGCUGGUCCACUAAUAGUACUAACCUUUAACAGUUAAUUUGACUAAUUUUCAUUAGUUACUAGUUUCUAUGUAACUGUUUUUAUAUUGUUUUACUUUUCUUUUUUUUUAUUCAAGAAAAUGUUUUUAAUUUAUUUAUCUUAUUUUAUUUUAUUAAUUUUUUUUUUUAAGUACCUUAUCUUCACCAUACCUGGUUGUCCAAAUUAGGCAUAAUAAUGUGUUAAUUCCACCACUGUAUAUAUCGGUUGAUAUCGGUAUCGGUAAUUAAAGAGUGGGACAAUAGCGGAAUAUCGGAUAUCGGCAAAAAGCCAUUAUCGGACAUCCCUAAUUUUUACUUAUUUUAUUAUUAUCUUGUUGUUUUAUUUGUAAGGCACAAGUAAACUGUAUAUUUAACUGUAAACGCUUCCAUAAAGUGUGGAAAUAGAAGUAGAAGGGUGUUCUCUUUAUCUUUUAUUUUUAAAUCUUAGUCCAGUCAUCCAUCAGAGAGGCAUCUUGUCCACGCGUGUAGCAUUUAUUGGUCCCACUCUGUACCUCAAAGCAACACAACAGUGCCUGAGCGAUGUUUUGCCAUCCUGUUUUCUUGUACAGACUCACUGCCUUACUCCUGUUCAAAGUUUUAAUAUGCUGUGGUUAUGAAUUCACGCACAGUAGCUGUAUUAAAAGCAGUCCGAGAUUUCCCCUUCAUGCGUCAGUGUUACAGCUUGCAUACCAUAAGUGCUAAGACAAACAGCUGAUGUUGUCAAAUGGUUGGAUAGAAACUUGAAAGAGUGGCGGUGUUGUUUUAACGUGUACCUGCCAUUUAAUAUAUACCAUUAUUAUGUCACUUUUUACCUUUUCAUCGCAUUUGGUAUUUAGUCAUUUGAAUAAUAUUUAUUGUCGUGCCUGUUUUGCCAUAAUGGAUUGAAUUCUCAUAACUGUACUGUAGUAUUUUAGAUAAUAUAUAUAAUAUCAUAGGAACAUUUAGUACAUGUGGAUCUGAAGGGAUUUGUGUACUUCCUGAAAGGAAUAAUAUACUGUAUAAUAAACAAGACAUGAUUGGGCAACAUUUUUACCUAAUAAGGGAAGAUGAGAUGAUGUGGUUUUGUUUCUAUACAGUAUUUUUUGUAUUAUUGUAUAUACUGUAUACGUGAAUUUACAGAGCUAAUUAUGGUAUGUCUUCAAGGGAUUUCAUACAUCAUGUCCAAAUGUAAAAAGGGGCACAUUUUGAAAACGAAUGGAUGCAAUUAUAUUGACUAUUUUUAUUACAAUGUCAUCUGUCAGUGUGAUGUGUCUUCAA
Nerophis lumbriciformis (worm pipefish) is the source of this 2703-nucleotide messenger RNA. It is a transcript of the gene ppt2b, whose product is annotated as palmitoyl-protein thioesterase 2b. NCBI's taxonomy places the organism in Eukaryota, Metazoa, Chordata, Actinopteri, Syngnathiformes, Syngnathidae. Gene Ontology annotation, cellular component: lysosome. Gene Ontology annotation, molecular function: thiolester hydrolase activity. The record is from RefSeq and is a predicted model, not a curated record.